AUGUGCACCUUCAAAUUUGUUGCAGCUCGUCAAGCUCAAAAAAGAGGGAAGAUGAUGUCUCCACCCAGCUCCACGUCCUCAGUUACUCAGUCAUCGGCCCGAAAUAACCCUGAACUACCCACCGCCAUUACGCCGAUGAACUCGGAGACACUAUGGACGACCCUUCAGCCUCCUAUGGAGCAAGAAACAUGUCUCGACGACAUGAUUUGGACUGGUCUGGGACCGAAUAAUUUUCUUGAUUUCGACAACUUCAUGAACAGCGACUCCCAAGAUUGGAUGGAUCUGUCCGAGAGAACUCCUGCCAAUGAAGUUGUUGAAGGGCGCAAUGUUGCUGAUGCUAUCGUUCCGGCAGCAGCAUCAGUUUUGAGCCCGACGGAGUUUACGACAAAACAAUCAGACGAGAACCGCCAGAAUUUCCAGUUCGGUGACGGCGCAUUGUCGGGGUUCUGGCAUGGAAGCCCAAUUACCCUGCUAAACUCCACCGCCGUAGCUGAACAAAUGGCCAAGAACCUUUAUCGGGUCUAUGAUACGAUGAUGAUCGGGUUGGCAAGCAGAUAUCUAUCAUAUACCUGCAACCAAUUUGCUGGAACGCACGGGUAUAUCAUCGAAGCGGAGAGCCAUGAAAAUCGGAUCAUCGAUUUCAACCACAAAAUCUGCGAGAAUUUAGAAAGUGGCAUUACAUCAGAAAGAAGUCCAUGCGAACAGACAGUCGAGAGACAGGGCAUAGCACAGUGCUCAGGGAAACAAGUCGAAUCGUUCAGACGAAUAACACUGAUAGGAGUUGCUCGUUUCUUGGACAAUUUUGGAGCCCUGUAUGGGAACAAGCUUGAUCGGGAAAAGCGCAAGUUAGAUGAAGCAACCUUCAAGUCCGUUUUGCAAGCUUUUGCGUUACAAUUCGGAUCACCGGAUGACCUUGAGUUCAGUUGCGCAAAUGUCCCAACAGUCAAAACCAUGAAAGGUGUCUCGGACGCCGCACCUAAGGCAAAGGCCACACAAAUGUUUGCAGCAGCGUGGUUCGACGCACAUUCUAAUCUCAUGAAGUCACUCAACCACGGGUCGUUUGUCCAUUUAUACGCGGUCUACCUAUUCCACAUGACGGCACAACCUGAAGAGGCCCGCUUGAAAGCCGAGUUCUCAGAUAGUCCUGUUUACUUCCUGGACCGUGCCCUACUUCAAUCACGAAGGCUUUCUAAUCUUUUGGGAGAGUUUUACUCACAUCUCGACUCGAAAUCGGUCUAUAGAACUCUCUUGGAUUCAUCGCACCGGAUUUUUCGGUGGUUUGGGUACGUUCGCGAUACGAUGGCGUCUCUCCUCUGCGAUCGCCGCUGUACGAUGGAAGACUUGCCAAGCUCGACAGCAGAUACCGUCCCGAGGAUGUGUGCGACUUUUCUACCGCCUGGGUUGGAAGACACAAUAGCGGAGACAUCGCAAAGGGCCAGUCGCCCUUUUUUCAGCUUGUUCCGACAAAUAAGUCACCUAAAGCAUUUUAUUCAGAAAGAUCCACAAAGCCUCGACGAAGAUGAAAUCCUUGCCCGUAUCAACUUGUUGACAAAAGCUGUCGACACCUUCCAUGCUGGUCAUGACGAUUGGAUGGAUCAAUGCUUGAAUAUCUUCUUGCAGUUGUCUACACAAUCGAAGCAAUUUGCCGGUUUGUCUAAGCCCCCAUUCCCAAAACAACAUCGAGGUUAUUCUAAUGUGUUUGUCUGUCAACUAGGCUUUCUGGUUCUAUUUUGGAAUCUGGGCGUACUCUGCGUCGUCGAGGUGAUAAUGGAUGCGAGCAAGAUUAUCCACUCUUCAAGCAAAGCGCUGGUGUUGAAAACGGCUACCAACUACCGGGAAAAAGCCAUAUCCCGUUGCGUGUCUGUCGCUGAGCGGAUGAACGAAGCAUCUACAGAUGGAGAUUUCCGAUUCUCAGACGUCCGGGAAAACAGCCUGUCCUUGAUUUCGCACCAUGCAAAUACCAGCGUGACAGUCCUAGCCUUGGUGAAGGCUAUUGAACAUGCAAUUUGUAGCACUAUAUCGCCGGGGAUCCCGUCGGUUGUCUCUAUGGAUCUAAAACCUUCAGCAAUGCCAUCUUUAGAUCUGAUGCUAUCGCUGAGACCGCUACUAGCCUGUCUCUCAGUACUUCAACAGACAGUGUCUGGUGAAUGCAUUGCACGACCUGCUCUCCAGGAUCUCUUGCGUCGGUACGGCGACAUUUUAUUGGAUUGUUGGAGCCUCGACAUAUUAGAUACAUAA
Molecule: messenger RNA, 2238 nt
Organism: Cladophialophora bantiana CBS 173.52
Lineage: Eukaryota; Fungi; Ascomycota; Eurotiomycetes; Chaetothyriales; Herpotrichiellaceae
Exons: 2
Coding region: 1-2238 (745 amino acids)
Source: RefSeq, a predicted model, not a curated record